GGUGAGCUGAAGCCCAGGCGGGACGCGGCUUCUGGCCGGGCUGACGGCGGCUCUGGCCGGGCUGACGGCGGCUCUGGCCGGGCUGGCCGCAGCUUCUCUCACUUUUCUCGGUGUUUCCCCGUAAAUCCGCCACUAGUUUGACUCUUUUAACCAAACACUGAAUAUCCGGAGCCUCAGGAGACAGUUGGCGCUGAACAGGACGGUCCCAGAGAUGAGCCUCCUGCGGUUGCCGUGGCGAAGGCGUUUCCAUCAUGGCCGCCUCCUGCUCCUGUCCUCCCGGCGGUCCAGGCGGUUCGGCUCGGACGGUUGGAUCAGCCGCAGCCUCCAGGAGAGCUACAAGGUGCUGCAGCUGCCCGCCGAGGGCCGCAGCAGCCCCGCGGAGGUGAGGGCCGCUUACCUGCGCCUCGCCAAGCUCUACCACCCGGACAGCGGCGAGCCCACCGCCGACGCCGGGCUGUUCGCUCGGAUCGAGGAGGCGUACCGGGCCGUCCUGGCCCAUCAGAGUAAGACCCGACGGCCGGACGGAGCGACGGAGGACGACGACGAGGACAAAACCCGAGGAGCCGCUCUGCAGCACCGACACUACCUGAGCUACGAGGGCGUGGGCUCAGGAACCCCCAGCCAGCGGGAGCGGCAGUACCGGCAGGUCCGUGUGGACCGGGCCGCCGAGCAGGUCCUCAGCUACCGCCAGAGGGAGCACGAGCGCGCGGCGGCGGCGGACGGGGCGCUGGCGGAGCGGGACGCCCGUCAGCGCAGCCGCAAGAUCAAGAUCACGCAGGCGGUGGAGCGGCUGGUGGAGGACCUGAUCCAGGAGUCCAUGGCCCGCGGAGACUUCCGGAACCUGAGCGGCGCCGGGAAGCCGCUCAACAAGUUCCAGCACAACCCCUACGCUGACCCCAUGACCCACAACCUCAACCGCAUCCUCAUCGACAACGGCUACCAGCCGCCCUGGGUGGUGACGCAGCGCGACAUCCGCGAGGGCGCCGCCCGGGUCCGGAGCCGACUGCUGGAGGGCCGGGCGCGGCUCGGCGACCCCGUGACCCCGGCCGAGCAGCGCCACUGGGAGCGGCUCUGUGGCGACGUGGAGGAGGAGCUGGCGAAGCUCAACAAGAUGGUGGACGACUACAACCUGAUGGUCCCCAUGCUGGGCAUGCAGAUGGUCCACUUCAGCCUGACCCGGGAGGUGGCGCGGGCCCAAAGGCUUGCCGAGCAACAGAGGGCGGAGCUUCUGCAGGUCCGGCAGGAAGAGAGGGAACGGCGGAAGGAGGAGAAGAAGAGAGCUAACUCUGCAGGCAGGACUCCAGCUCAGAGGCGAGGGCUGCUGGCCUGGAUGCAGAGUCUGCUUGGAUACUAAACCCGCAUAGCAACGGGCAAAAGUCUCCAACCAGCCGCCGCUUUAUUCACCUUUAAAAACUAAAACGAGAGAGAAACAAAAAAUCAUUUUACCAUCAACCAGGAUGUUUGUAUUGUUCCUGUAUGGAAAACUCUUACUGAGUUAAUGUGAUGAUCAUUAAUGUGAUGAUCAUUAAUGUGAUGAUCAUUAAUGUGAUGAUCAUUGAUGUGAUGAUCAUUAAUGUGAUGAUCAUUGAUGUGAUGAUCAUUAAUGUGAUGAUCAUUAAUGUGAUGAUCAUUAAUGUGAUGAUUAUUCA
Poeciliopsis prolifica (blackstripe livebearer) is the source of this 1649-nucleotide messenger RNA. Its product is annotated as dnaJ homolog subfamily C member 28-like. The transcript is spliced from 2 exons. The coding region runs from base 212 to 1354 and encodes 380 amino acids. NCBI's taxonomy places the organism in Eukaryota, Metazoa, Chordata, Actinopteri, Cyprinodontiformes, Poeciliidae. The record is from RefSeq and is a predicted model, not a curated record.